Molecule: messenger RNA, 948 nt
Organism: Cyphellophora attinorum
Lineage: Eukaryota; Fungi; Ascomycota; Eurotiomycetes; Chaetothyriales; Cyphellophoraceae
Product: putative NAD(P)H-dependent D-xylose xyl1
Exons: 2
Coding region: 1-948 (315 amino acids)
Biological process (GO): D-xylose catabolic process
Cellular component (GO): cytosol
Molecular function (GO): D-xylose reductase (NADPH) activity
Source: RefSeq, a predicted model, not a curated record
AUGUCCACACCAACCGUCAAGCUCUCCUCAGGCCACGCCAUGCCCCUCGUGGGCUUCGGCCUGUGGAAGGUCAACAAUGACACCUGCGCUGACCAAGUCUACAACGCGAUCAAAGCGGGCUACCGCCUGUUCGACGGUGCCUGCGACUACGGCAACGAAAAAGAGUGCGGCGAGGGUGUUGCCCGUGCCAUCAAGGACGGCCUUGUCAAGCGCUCCGACCUCUUCAUCACCUCCAAGCUCUGGAACUCGUUCCACGACGCGGACAAAGUCGAGCCCAUCUGCAAGAAGCAGCUCGCCGACUGGCAGCUUGAUUACUUUGACCUUUACCUCAUCCACUUUCCCAUCGCGCUGACAUACGUCGAUCCCUGGGAGAACGAGGGCGGGAAAGACAUCACUUUCGGCACUGCCACGAUUCAAGAGACAUGGCAAGCGUUCGAGAAGCUCCAAGAAGCCGGCCUGGCUAAGUCGAUCGGUAUCUCGAACUUCUCAGUCCAACUUAUCAUGGAUCUCCUCCGCUAUGCCAAGAUCAAGCCCGCCGCCCUCCAGAUCGAGCACCACCCAUACCUGCAGCAGGCCGGCCUGAUCAAGUUUGCCAAGGAGCAAGGAAUUGCCAUCACCGCAUACUCGUCCUUCGGGCCCGCCUCAUUCAUCGAGUUGGAUGUCAAGGAGGCGCAGGGUGCUGGACCACUGCUUGAGUCAAACGAUAUCAAGAAGAUCGCAGAGAAGCACGGCAAGACGCCUGCGCAGAUCUUGCUACGAUGGUCGACGCAGAGAGACAUUGCAGUCAUCCCAAAGAGCAAUGACCCCACGAGGCUGGCGCAGAAUCUCGACGUGGGCAGUGGCUUUGAGCUGGACAAGGGUGAUCUGGAGUAUAUUGGUGGGUUGGAUCGGCAUUUGCGCUUCAAUGAUCCUGUCAACUAUGGAAUGAACAUCCCGAUCUUUGUCUAA